UGCCUCAGACUGUAGCUGACCAGAAUCAGGUCCAGCAUGUUCAACAACAGCUCCGACCUGUGGACGCUCACCGAGAAAUCUGUGCCUGAGUUUGACAGAUUGAUAUCCUGCUACAAGUGGCAUCUACAGAACAAUGUCUCCAUUGCACAAGCCGAUGAAGCCUGCUCCAUGCACAAGGACCUUGUGAGUUUGGGAACAGAGAUUGACAUUGUCUUCUGGCUGAUGGGACUUCUCAUCAUCAUCAGUAAUGCUCCUGUGCUAUUGGGAAUCAUUGGAACAAGAGAACUCCACAGACCCAUCUACAUCUACCUGGCAAAUCUGGCUGUCACGGAUGUUUUCGCAGGCAUCGGACUUCUGUAUCGCAUAGUUGGUCAUGUCGGACUCAAUGUAAAAGCCUUCAAGUUGAUCAUGACUUAUGUCAACUUAAUCAUAUUUAGUCAGAUGACAUCAGCAUCAGCUCUAUCCCUGAUGUCAGUUAACGCCUAUGUUGCUGUAAUGCAUCCUGAAUUCUUCCACAUCCACGCUGACAGUGCCAAACUGUGCGCAGGUGUAGCUCUGACUGUUUCAUGGAUUGUCUGCGCCUUGCUUGCAUUCUCACCCAUAAUGGGCUGGAACUGUCUCCACAUGCAGACCCUCACCACUGGGAUCUGCAUUUCAUGGUACCCCCUGUCCUUUAUCAUCACUUGUGCAUCCAUACUGCUCUUGCUGUGCAUCAUCCUGAUGUUCACAAAUAUUAGUGUGUAUCUAGCAAUCAGGGAACGAGAAAAGAGAAGACUUGUACAGGUAGCUGCAAGGGACCCUCAGGCACCAGGAGAAAAUGGUCCUGGGCAAAACAACGCUGCACAAGAGGAGGCUCAGAAGAAAUAUGAAGAAAGGGUGUACAAGGCUAGGACUGUAAUGGUUCAUGUAGUGGUGGCAUUCAUCUGCUGGCUGCUACCCCUCCUGUUCUUUGCAGUCUGCAAAAUUCUUCCAGAUGUCUGCCCUAGGAACGGUGUACUUGCAGGGAUAUGUCUAAACUCGCUCAUUAACCCGAUGGCAACACUCAUCCGCAUGUCGGACUUGAGGAACACAAUUUGGCAAAAACUGACAGGCAUCCACCAGACACUUGUCACUGUGAUACGGGGAAACCGAGCGGACCCACAGGAAGACCAGGCUGGAACAGGAGAGUUUCUUACUCUACAGGAAGGUCCUGCACAUGGAGAGGGACGAAACACACCACGUCUGGCUCCAGAUGAACAGUCUUAGCCUGAGUGUUGACAUUUCAGCCUUUUUAGCUUUCAUCCGCUCCCCACGAUCCACUACCAGGCCAA
Molecule: messenger RNA, 1310 nt
Organism: Branchiostoma belcheri (Belcher's lancelet)
Lineage: Eukaryota; Metazoa; Chordata; Leptocardii; Amphioxiformes; Branchiostomatidae
Product: sphingosine 1-phosphate receptor 1-like
Exons: 1
Coding region: 37-1245 (402 amino acids)
Biological process (GO): G protein-coupled receptor signaling pathway
Cellular component (GO): membrane
Molecular function (GO): G protein-coupled receptor activity
Source: RefSeq, a predicted model, not a curated record